This is a messenger RNA of Cutaneotrichosporon cavernicola, 1158 nucleotides long. RefSeq lists its product as uncharacterized. The transcript is spliced from 2 exons. Lineage: Eukaryota; Fungi; Basidiomycota; Tremellomycetes; Trichosporonales; Trichosporonaceae. The record is from RefSeq and is a predicted model, not a curated record. The coding region runs from base 1 to 1158 and encodes 385 amino acids. Gene Ontology annotation, molecular function: protein binding.
AUGUCGCACCCUCUAAACUCCCCCGACGAGUGUUGGCUCGACCUCCAGAUGUACUCCCACCUUCGAGAGAUCAUUGUCGCCCACCUGGAUCGUACCAGCCUCCGCGAAUUUCGCUUCGUGAGCAACGACUGGAAGAUGGCCGUCGACCGUCGCUCCCUUGAGCACUCCGUGAUCACAACCAUCGACCCCCUCUGCAAGUGCAUUAAGAUCCUCAACCUCACUGGUUUACUUUUCUACGAGCGGUCUGGUGAUUUAGUUCUUCCCAAAUCUCCGAGCCAGGUGUCGACCACCCUUCCCAACCUCUGGGCUGUCGAGAUUUCCCAAUGCUCUCCUACCAUCCCGGCUCCCCUCAUGGUUCAGUUAUCUAUCCUACAGCCGCGUCGUCGUUCGGAGGCACGUCGGGUCCUGUAUGCUCGCCUCAACCCCAAGAUCGUGAGCGACCACGUACUCUGGGUCCUCAGCGGGAGUUCCCAAGAAAUUCCCAACGCUGCCGUGGCCACCACCCUCAAGUUUCCCGAGGUCAAGCGCGUUACAAUCAUCUGGGUUGACGCCGAGCCGCUAGUACCAAUCCCCGACGGCUUCUGGUGCUCCUGCACGGGAGGGCAAAUGCGCGGCGAAUGCCUCUUGAGCGACGUAUGGUGCCCCGACGGCAUUGCCCCCUUUCCUCCCGGAGAGAGAGUUUCCGGCUUCCGGAGGUUCAACCCCUUUCAUUUCCACUGGCGCCAGGACGUGAUCCGCAAAAAGAAUCCGGUAGGGUUCUUCGGUUGCCUGGCCAAACUGAUGGUCCGUCAUAGCAACGUCGAGUGGCACUUUGUUGGAGCCCAGCAUUGGAGUGACUCAUGGCUUGGGAUCACCAACCCGAAUGGCUUUGAGGACGACUUCCUCGCCGUUGUUGCCAAGGUUGCGUCUGGUAGCAGUGACUUGCUCCCAGGUGGCCCCAGCUCGGAAGUCAACCUCGUGGAGGAGGGAGGCGCGGCGGAGGGAGGCGUGGCGGAGGAAGGCGCGGCUAUGCCGAAGAUCACUUUCGUUGACAGAGACGAGGUGCUGGAGGAGCUCGCUCGCAACGUGAAGCUAUACGACACCGACGACAUUUUCGACAAGGUUGACCGCUUCCAGGAGCUCAACGACUCGGAGAGACUUGUUUCACUCAGUUUUUAG